Messenger RNA from Syngnathoides biaculeatus (alligator pipefish), 3429 nucleotides. It is a transcript of the gene sntb2, whose product is annotated as syntrophin, beta 2. The record is from RefSeq and is a predicted model, not a curated record. Bases 488 to 2659 code for a protein of 723 amino acids. Gene Ontology annotation, molecular function: protein binding; structural molecule activity. NCBI's taxonomy places the organism in Eukaryota, Metazoa, Chordata, Actinopteri, Syngnathiformes, Syngnathidae. The transcript is spliced from 11 exons. Gene Ontology annotation, cellular component: dystrophin-associated glycoprotein complex; synapse; intracellular anatomical structure.
CCUCAAAAAUAAAUGCAAUAUAUUUUUGUUGUAUAAGUAUGGCAGAUGUUCUUUCUCUGAAUUUUACUGUUUUGACUCUUAUUGUCAUGCUUUCACUUACCUUUUCCAAACAAAUAGCUUCACUAUGACUAAAACUGAGUUCUCAAAUGAAUUGGGAAAAAAAUCAAAUCGUAUAUCAGUAACAUACAGAGGUAACAUUUAUUUUGAAGGAUUAUGGUGGAUACAGAAUUGUUUAUUUUGAGGAUUUUAGAAGCGAAAGCGUUUGUUGCUGAACUUCACAUUAAAAUGUACGUGUGGCUGGGCCUUGAGAGUCAGAUCAUUUAUUUUCCUGACUUCAUUUUGUGAGAUUGCAUUUCCUUGAAUUUCGUGAGUGGGUGUGUCAAAUCGAUGUGGCACAGUAUAAGGGGUUGGCAAAUCCUGGGAAGGAGGGAAGUUUAGGAGUAGUUUAAUCUGAGUGUGGCCGCAUCAGUGCUGGCUAACUUUAGUAAUGGCAGUUUGGACCAGAGCUGAUAAAAACGGUCAAUUGGACCUACUUCUCCGGGACCGCUGGAUUCGUGUGUCCGCUGAACUCGCCCGAGAAACGCUAACUAUAACUGCCGAGGCGGAGGCAAGCGGGCAGGGGACCGACCACCGGGACCACAGCACUUCCGCAGAUGACAUGAGAAAUGGAAUGGAGUCGACUGGGAACCAACAAGAAACGAAGUUAGGGAACCCUGGCUUCAGUCUGUCUACUGCCCAUGAACAAAUUCAGAAGAGCAGCCCUGGUCGGGGGCGAUAUGAAGGCACCCACGGAUUAAGCAGCCCUGGUCGGGGACGAUAUGACGGCACCCACGGAUUAAGCAGCCCUGGGAAGUACUCAAACAACUGCACAACCUCUGACUUUGGAAGUCCUGCUUCGACCUAUGUGAGUCCUGAGUCGAAUUCCGGUUUGAGACAAGGCGAAGUUCCAGGGAGUGGGGACGUCUGUGCGGAGGCUGUUCGCAAAGUCAGAGUUGUCAAACAGGAGUCUGGCGGCCUGGGGAUCAGUAUCAAGGGGGGGCGCGAGAAUCGGAUGCCGAUCCUUAUCUCCAAGAUCUUCCCAGGGCUCGCCGCAGACCAAAGUCGCGCUCUUCGGGUGGGCGACGCCAUCCUGUCGGUGAACGGUGACGACCUCCGUGAGGCAACGCACGAUUUGGCGGUGCAGGUCCUUAAGAAGGCAGGAAAACAAGUGACGCUCGAGGAAAAACAGCCCGGUGACGAUGAUGAAGAGGCUGAAGAAAGUGCAGACGGAACUCAGGCUGCAAGGACGGAUUCACCCGGUCGAGGACGAGGCUUUUCAGCAAGCAAAGUUUCCCCUCAAGGGUCCUCUGCUAACAGCUGGUAUAGGGUCCAACACUCCUGCUACCCCCGCCAGGAUAAGCGGCUCGGAAAUUGGAUGGAUGGUACUGUGCUACCAUUGUUAGAAGUGAAGUACAUACGUGAGGUGUCUCCACUCUUCAAGAAGUUUUCCCUGGUGGCUGACUUACCAUGGAAUGGCAUUCGGCCACAGUCUCCCUCCUACAAUAGCAGCGAAGAUUCUGGAUCUCCGAAACACUGCUCCUCCAAAGACAGGAAGGUCAUCACCCUGAAGAUGUGCUUCAUCAGUAGGAAUCUAACCAUGCCAGACCUAGAGAACAGACUGUUGGAGCUCCAUUCGCCAGAUGGACAGCACACAGUGGUACUUCGCUGUAAAGAUGCCUCCACUGCCAACUCCUGGUUCACUGCCAUCCACACCAAUAUUGCUGCCUUGCUCCCACAGACCCUGGCUCACAUCAAUGCUUAUCUGGGGGCCACGGCCUCCAAACAGCCUCAACUGAAACACAUUGGGUGGCUGGCUGAACAGGUAAAUUUGGAAGGCGGACGGCAACAGCACAGACCGGUUGUUAUGGCACUUACGGAAAAGGACAUUUUACUCUUUGAGUCUGUGCCACGGGAUAGAGAAUCAUGGGCGUUGCCUUUGCUUACUCAUCCACUCCUUGCCACAAGGUCCAUACUUCCAUCUAGACUGGUGCAUUCUGGUAGUGCCCGUGGCUCUCCUGCCCAGAGUUCUGACCUGCUGUUUGGCACUCGGACCGGGACACGGCAGGGCAUCGAAUCACACAUCUUUCGUGUGGAGACCCACUGGGAUCUCUCUUCAUGGACAAGGGCCCUUGUCCAAGGUGCACAUGCCGCUGCCGAAAUCAUCAAAGAAGUCUCAAUUGCUCGAGCUCAGCGAGGUUGGAUGGAGAGUGUUUGUGAACAGCAGUCUUCAGCUCUGCCCACAGAUUCCCAAUUGGAUUCAGGCUGCACAUUGAAUAAACAAGAUGUCCGGCUGACACUGCACUAUGAGAAAGGCUUUACUGUGGCCAGAGAACCAGCCAACCCAGCUAGUAGAGCUGUGCUGUUCAGAUACCCCUAUGAGAAACUCAAAAUGUCAGCAGAUGAUGGCAUACGCAACCUUUACCUUGAUUUUGGGGGUCCUGAGGGAGAAAUGGAAAGGAGAGGGAUCUUCAUUCUGGAGAGAAACAAUUAUUCCAGUAAUACCAAAAGAAGGUAUUUGACCUCCACUCGGGUCCGAAGCCAGUUGUAUUUGUGCUCCAUGCUUUCCUUUCUGCCAAACUCACUCGUAUGGGCCUCCUCACAUGAAGUGGUAUCAACCUGAGUGACCUGUUCACCAACGAGCUCAAGCACAACUGGGACAAAUUAUUCGUGAUGGUGAUAUCCUGGAAACUCGUCACAUCUUGACAAUUCACUCAGAACCGACAGCACAGGAGUUAAUCCCACCACCACCACCAUCCCCUCUCAUAAAGAUGUGCCUUAGCUUCCAUUUUCUCCUUUCCUUCCCACAGAAGCUUAAUUGCAAGUUUAAGUCAUAAAGUAGCACUUUACAUGAGGUUGUCUAGCUUUAUCAAUUUAAAAAAAACUUUCAUUACAGUGAUUAGUUUAAUGAUCAUUAAAGACACUAUGGGCCAUUUUCUCAAGUGUCAUGCCCCAUGGCACGCAGUCACACACUUUUCUGACUUUGAAGGUCAUCCCAUUGAGUCAUGUCUGUCAUUUAUGGACCGUCCAGCCAGAUAUAUUUGAGGCAAGCCUAAAAUAUGAGCUCGCACGUAUUGUCUACUCGACGUAUUUACAUUUCACAUCUUCAUGUACUUGAGAGUCUGUAGAAUGUCAAACGCCCUUGGAAUGUGUAACAUUUUCUUCCACUUGAAGUUUUGAAUAAAUGCCAGGUAUGAAUAAUAUUGAAAGAUCAAGUGUAUUUUAAUUGCCAGUGUGAUUAUUUUUUUUUCAUUUUUUUUUACAUUUAAAUUUUCAUCUGGGGUUUCCAACCACUGUGGAUGGCGACACAGAGCGUGAUUUACCCCAAAAAAAUUGUAAUUGAAUCAAUUAAAGAGGCAUUGUAAGACAGCGAUUACAGCAUUUUCGUGGUGA